AUGCGCGAGAAGGCCGCCGAGCAGUCUGCACGUCUCUGUGCGGACGCCGAAGCAGAAACCACAGCAACUGAUGUCCCAUCGGUUGCUGAAGCGACCCAGCCUGUGUCACUUGGUGACGCAGGCGCUGGUCAUGAAGACACUCAUGUCUUCACAGAGUAUGAGCUCGGAGUCUCAUACUCUCCUGAUACGGAAGAAGGAUCCGUAUCGACGGUGAUCGAAUCCAAGCCGCCUGCCAAGCGUGGCAUGGAUGAUGCUACGCGUCGUAGUAUCUGUGUGGUGUCGGUUCUCCUAUUGACACCACUUCGCAACGAGGUGCCAGGUCUUCUGUCGGCACGUCGCAGGAGAGCGGGACCGCAAUGUCUUGCGUCUCGCUCCCGAGAAGAAGGCAUGGAUGCCUCCUAA
Messenger RNA from Peronospora matthiolae, 402 nucleotides. The record is from the annotation of a GenBank genome assembly. NCBI's taxonomy places the organism in Eukaryota, Oomycota, Peronosporomycetes, Peronosporales, Peronosporaceae.